This is a messenger RNA of Anopheles aquasalis, 5683 nucleotides long. RefSeq lists its product as uncharacterized. The record is from RefSeq and is a predicted model, not a curated record. Lineage: Eukaryota; Metazoa; Arthropoda; Insecta; Diptera; Culicidae. Gene Ontology annotation, molecular function: protein binding.
CACCAAGCAGCACGCAUAGUCACAAAGAAGAUCGUCAAUGUCAUAAGUUUGUUGUUUUGCAGCUUCAAUUCUAAUCGCACCCCGUGGAUCAUUUGAUCAAUAUGCAGAACGAACAAAUCGAGCUGCUUUUCGGAGCAAUUUGUACCGACGAUGAGGUGCUUUUAGGGCAGUGUCUUGAAACGGCGACCAUCGAAACGAUUCUAGAGUUUGAGAAGAUCUAUGGUGAAUCACCGGUCCAUUUGUGUGUAAAGCUAGCCGGCUCGAACUCUCUCUCGUUGGUGAAGCGUCUCUAUGCGAGUGGACUAGUGGAUGGUGUUGUGCGGGACAGUGAAGGCCGCACGGUUACCCAGCAUGCGUUAGCUAAUGCUGAGCCAGCGAUGGCGAAGGAGUUGAUCAGCAUGGAAAUCGAAGGACUGGAUGAUGCAACAGCCUGCUACCGGAUGAUGAGAGGAGGAUCUACCGACGUGUUCAAACUGUAUCUCUCGAUGUGCACCAAUUGGACGGAACGGGAGACAUUCCAGAACAUUGCCAGUGCCUUGGUGAAGAUCAACGUGAAAAACAUCAUUCUACCGGAAGGCUUUCGUGUCUUCCUCGAGUGGAAGCUGUCCGAUUACGGUUAUCGCCAGUUGGCUGGUGAUUGGAAGGGAAUCAAAGAUCCUCACGAAUGGAGAAGCCACUUGGGCAUCAUUGCAGAUUGUUGGAAAGUAGUGAGCGAUCGUUACGAUACGCGCAGAUACGACGAUGUCGACGAUCAGUUGUUGCACCGAUUGGAAGUGAUCCACAAUCAUCUUUACUUGCUGAAACAUAAGCGAUUCUUGCGUCAUCUUCCUCUACAAGAAGCGAUCUUCUGCCUGGCGAUCUUUGUUUCCAUCUACAAGUCGAGCGAACAAUUUCACGCUUAUCGCAUGUUGGUGAACAAAUGCUUCGUGGUUGAUAUUCUGCGAAUGAUCUGUCGACAAUUGUUACUCGUGGAGCGGAAUGUUGCGGACGCUGAGAGUGAACUCAUCUCACUGAUUGGCAACAUAAAUGAACUGGACGAGAAAAACAAACGUGUCUUAAUAGAAGCUGUUCGAGAGCGGUUACCAUCCAUAUCGAAUCCCCAAAAUGUGGUCAACCGAAUAGCGUCAGGUCGUAAAAAGCAACAUCCGAUCAGUGAAUCGGUAGCCGAGGCAGUUUCCGACGAGGCUUUCGAUCUGCAGCAUUUACUAAAGUUCAGUGAUCGAAGGAUCAUACGGAUGUUGAAGAAACGAUACGUAAAGACGAGACAACUUUACUCAUUGUCCAAAAUGAUGUAUUAUUGUGAUCAGAUGAGUACAUUAGAGAAGUCGGAAUCCGUUACAAAAACGGCUGGCAUGAAGCGAAUAGUGCAGGUGCUUGGCGAGACGGUGAAAAAUACGAAAAACUCUCCAAAUCUCCCAGGAAAAGUGGAAACAACAGUGAGCUUGUUGCUUACCGAGCUUUUCCCAGUCAUUAGUAAAGAGUUGCGAGAAGUCCUGUCGCAUAGUUUUUCGUUGAAACAGCUUCUUAUUGGGAAAGAACAUGAACAAAAACCGUUCGAAACGGUAACCCGUAACUUCCACAUGCUGCGUACGGCUGUGCAGCUGCUGUAUCAAAGCGUUGCCAUUGCGACCAGGCAGGCAUACUACGGUUUACUGCACAGUUGCAGCUCAAUGGAGGCAAUGCGAUCGUUGGUGCUGUACGUCGGAGACCACGAUAUGUUGGAUGCUGAACAGAAAACUUGCCACGCGCAGGUAAAGCAGUAUUUCCAAGAGGUUAAAAAUCUGUUCAACGAGCUUGUUGAUCAACCGGUGGGAAGAACGGAACAAUUUCGUCUCUUGCAACGCGCCUUAAACACAAAGUUACAGCUGGUUAACAAGUUUGAAGAGUACUAUAAAGAAGAUGGGGAUGGUUUUCAAUUGGAGGAUAUCAAAAAAGCGGCUAUGGCCAGCAACGACUUAGCCUCUGUCCGGGCCCUGUUGAAAUGGAAGCUCUCUAUGCGCUGGGCAAAUGAACUGUAUGCUGCUAUAUCCUCAUCAUGGGAAACGAACCAUGUAGAAUCUUCGACGAUCGAGUGGAUGGACCAUCGAUUAUUACGCUACAACCCAUCGGUAAUGGCGGGUGUGCUAAAGUGUUUUUCUGCUUCGCUGAAAUCUAUCGAAGAAUUCGAAUACAUUCAGCACACUCGCGAGUUGACGAAAGAGAUUGGUAUUGCCGAGAGUAUCGACGAGGAAGCGCUGCAGGAACUAAACGAACGACUGAAACCGUACUACGAUAACAUCUUCUUCGUGGACAAUAAGUGGAAAGUGCUGAAGAUGUUCUGUAAAGCUCGUAAACUGAAAUGGGAUGAGCAAGGUGCAAAUCGGCUUAUUCGAAGUGAUCGAGAGCGGCUACAGCAACUGUUCGACGAUCGCCGGAAGGACCUUCAAACGAUCCUUAAGAAGAAUCGCCUCGCUACCUUGGCGGAUUUAUCGGAACGACUUUUCGAUCUACCUGCACACGUGUUGACAGCAAUUGAGUGGUGUCAGCUCGAGCUGUGUGAAAUGUUGGUGGCAGUUGGGUAUUUCGGAGACAGUUUCCAUUACGUAAAACACCGUAUUCCAAUGAUACAGGGGACCAACUAUCGAAACUUUCUAGCCCACGAUUCACUCUCUUACAAUCUACUAACGGAUAGCUCGACGGAAAAGGUGGUAAUCAAUGCUUUCGUCAUGGCCAACAGCGAGGUACAACUGUUUGAGAAACGUGAUCUUCGGAAGCAUUCGGAAAUGCAUUUCCCGACUGUAGGCAACACCCAUCUUUGGAUAGAAGAGCAACAAAGUCUUAAGGAAGCCUGUCAGAACAAAGAUGCAAAGAGAAUGUACAAGCUAAUCCAGAAUGGAAGUGAAGCUACUGGCAUGUUCUGUUGCACUGCAAACGGCGCCCGCGUUCCACCGAGUUUACAGCAACUCGUAACUUUGGUGAAUCCCAGUAAGGCGGACCCGUUGGUGGUUCAACUGUUGGAAAGAUAUUUUAAUAGGUUCACCGAAGUGUGCAACUCUCCUGCCUAUCGCGUAAUGAAAGCGUUAGAAAUGUUGGAAUUUCAAGAAGCCUUUGAUCUCACGAUAGGCCGAGAUGAUAAGGUAAUUCGAGAAGAUCUUUUCCGUUGGCCCAAACUCAUGGCUGCGCUACGGCCUACUACACUCUUUGUGCACCUCGUAGCGGCCGUAAAUAGAUUUCGGAUUUUGCAAAAACUUAUCGAACAUGGAAAUGUAGAAAGUGUUCGAGAGAUUCUGCCCUUUUUCGAUCGAUUCCACGAUAACCCGGAAAGGGGACCACUGGGUGACGCUGCUCUGUACUGUGUUAAACCAAUCGUAGAAAUGUUACUACCACUUACACCCGAACCUCAUGCCGCUCCGGUACUUCUGGCGAUCAUGUUACGGUGGGAUGACAUUUUCUUCAAAUUAAUGGACAAGAUCAAACUCGAUUCGAGUUCUUAUACAUUUCUGCUCAUAACAACGGCGCAGGCUAAAAACUAUACGGCCGCGGUGUAUCUUCUGGAACAUGAACACUAUCAGCGAUACAUACCGGAGGCAUUUGAAGCGUGUGGCAACAUGGCGGCCCGUCAAGGUCAAGAUACGAUUUUGCAACACUUGCUUGGACGAGUACCGCAAGCAAAAACGGAACAGCUCGCUAACUUUUUAUAUUUUGCCACGCUUCGACGACGCUGGAAUUGUGUUCGAUUGCUUUUGGAUCGUGGAGUACCAGUCGAUUACAUUACCGUCCGAGGAGUGUGCAGCCUGUAUUUGCUCGUUAAGGAAGGGCAACACAAGUUACUGAAGCACGUGCCACAGAUCGAUACUAAUAAAAGCCGCGGAGCAAAUGAUCAUCCGUUUGCUGUGGCCCUCCGGUAUAGCACGGCGUCGGCCAAGAUGCUGCAAUGCCUACAACGAUUCGGUUUCGAUUGGUUAGAUAAUCCCCGAGCCAUGCUGGUGGCCAUUUCACAUUCGAACCCUUCAGCCCUCGCGACGAUUUGGCAAAAACUGUACGAUUGUCAUCACGUAUUGAGCGAAGGCCAUGUGGAGCAUCGCUUCGAAAUGGUACUGAACGUGCUGCAUCGCUGGAAAGCUAUCGGAUUCGUCGAGGAAUCUGUAGCCAAGAUAACACCACUCAUUACUGCGGUUGCAGUAAAGGACGAGAAGAUAGUUCAAGCAAUAUUGGAUCACGCACGAAAGGCACGUGUGAUCGAAAGAGUUGGAGUUUUGGCUGGUAUCGCUUUCGCAAUCGAAUCAACGGUUGUUAGCUUUGGCAACGGGCAACAAACUAUCAAGUUAGCGAUACACGAAGCUUGCCAGGAUAUGAUAAAAAGAAUUGACGGCUGUACCCUGCUCGAGGACAUGAACUGGAACGAGUAUACCCUUGACAUUGGAAUUAAUGUCACAUUUAAAGUCCUUCUUCCACUGGGACUACCGCUGGAAUUAUCAGGGAUCGAUAAAGGGGAUAAUAAGAUGGGAGAUACUUCAUCAUUGAUAGACACUCUAACGGAUCUUCAGAAAGUUACGGAUCGCUUCCUCAACGAUUGUCCCGUUGUGCAUGCAACCUUCGGUCUACAGAACGGUGCCACACGUCAUUUCUGGCAGAUUGAAGACGCCGCUUGUGUCUACGAAAUUCUACCACCUGAUAGCUCCAUCGAUCUAGCGGUUACCAUGCAUUUCGGUGAUGAUUCAAAUGAAACACCGCUCCAUAAAUGUUUCCCCGAUGGUAGCCUGUCGAUGGUGAAGUUGCUCGUCGACAAUGGAGCUAAUCCUUUGCAGGCAGAUGCAUCCGGGAUGGCCCCAAUCCAUCUAGCGUUGCUCAACUCAUCGGACUUUAACGUAGGGCGCUAUCUGUUCGAUGAAUGUAUUGCCCGCGAUCUGCGCAACUCGAAAGGAGCUUCACUGUUGGAGCUUGAUGAUGGAAAUGGAGGAAAUAGGUUGCUUCAUACGGCUGUAAUGACCGGACGGCGUGAUAUUAUUGAGCGAUUGAUUCGAUUAAAUGUUGACGCAUCGGCCGUUAAUAGUAUCGGUGUGACGGCUGUACAUCUAGCCGCCGGUACGGCAGUACAUCAUUGCGUAAAGGUUGUUCGGAUGCUGCUGGAAUACGAUUCAUCGAUGCUUGAUGUACUGAACCCUAUGGGUUACACCUUGCUGCACUAUGCCGCAAAGUUGAAUUCUCUCGAAUUACUCAGUGAAUUGUUAAAGUUUGAACCAAAGCUUACCGUGAGAGCACAACUGACACCCCUCGCCACCGCUAUACUGUACAAGCAUGUCGAGUUUGCGAGACAGCUGCUCAACUAUGCCAUCGCGAAGGGUAUCAAAGGGAUCACCAAGAUCGAAGAUGAAGAAAUUGUGUUUCUUUCUCUGCUUUGCAAUAACUACGAACUAUCGAAAGCCCUACUCGAGUACGAACUUGGCCACUCACUAGAUGAAAUAGAUGCCAGCGAGCUGCCCUGUCUAGAAUCCAUUCUGAAUGGCAUACCUCCGAUAGAACCUGGUAUACCAAUCAUUCAAUUCGUGCAGCUGACCGGUAUGAGCGAGGCAGAGGACUUUCUAAUGUUUUUGCAAGGGUUGCAUUCUUCCAUUCUGGAAAGGACCAAAUCAUAAGUGGUGUUUUUGAGCAUUAUUCUUCCCGCGAAGCAAAGUAUUGUAUGCCUUUUUAAAAUAAAGAACCA